Molecule: messenger RNA, 1961 nt
Organism: Fukomys damarensis (Damara mole-rat)
Lineage: Eukaryota; Metazoa; Chordata; Mammalia; Rodentia; Bathyergidae
Gene: Samd10
Product: sterile alpha motif domain containing 10
Exons: 5
Coding region: 6-614 (202 amino acids)
Biological process (GO): cell surface receptor protein tyrosine kinase signaling pathway
Cellular component (GO): cytoplasmic side of plasma membrane
Molecular function (GO): protein binding
Source: RefSeq, a predicted model, not a curated record
GCCCCAUGUUCACCGAGCUGAGGGCCAAGCUGAGCCCCCCGCCGGGCCGCGCCGGGGCCGCGCACUCACGCUUCGGGGAAAGCCGGGAUGUGGACGCCACUGCCCACUUCAGCUUCUGCCAGACCCUCCUGGAACAUACAGUGUCAGCUGAGAGCAUCCCUUGCCACUUGCCUCGGAUGCCAGGUUCCAGCCUCACAUGGCACAACUCGCGUAGCCAGAGGGCAUCCAGCAGCAGGCCCAUCAAGCUUCUGCAGCAGCCUGGCACAGAGACCACACAGGGCCGGCUGUACUCUGACCACUAUGGUCUGUACCACACGAGCCCCUCUCUGGGUGGGCUGACACGGCCUGUAGUCCUAUGGAGCCAGCAGGACGUCUGCAAGUGGCUCAAGAAACACUGUCCCCACAACUACCUCGUCUACGUCGAGGCCUUCUCCCAACAUGCCAUCACUGGCAGGGCUCUGCUGCGGCUGAAUGCGGAGAAGCUGCAGCGAAUGGGGCUGGCACAGGAGGCCCAGAGGCAGGAGGUGCUGCAGCAGGUGCUCCGCCUGCAGGUGCGUGAGGAGGGGCGGAGCCUGCAGCUGCUCAGCCAAGCUUCCUUCGGAAAUAUGUCCUAGCUGCGGCCAAGGCUUGAACCCCAGACCCCAGCACUGUGACCAGUGACCAGGACCCACAGCCAAGGAUGAGGCAGAGCUGGCCCCACAGCCCUUCUUGGACCCUGCACGAUGCCCUGCUGGCCAAGCCUGGCCCAUUGGACAGGCAGGACCAGGACUGCCACCUCCAGAUGCCUCUGGUCAGGCACUCCAGUUCAUACCCUGGGGCUAGGUGGGCACUUGCACGUGGCCCCCUCCAGGGACUUGAUUCCAGGCCCAUCCCUUGGUGCUGCUGGCAGCAUGCCACAGGUCAGCUGCCUGGAGCCAGAGUGGGUUGAAUGAACCUGGACUCCAAGGGAGUCUCUUUAUUUAUGUUCCCUUCACCAUGUGACCACUCCCUUCACCCGGCAUCUCUCCAGUUCGGUGUCCUCCCCAGCACCACCAGAUCAGCCGUACAGUGAGACAAACUGUGUCAGCUCCCUUUGGCUUGUUUCCCCCCUACCCCCACCAGAUCCCAGCAGGCCCAACCCAUUGUCCGGAGUAGUAGAUCAGCACCUGCCCCACUCUGCACCAUACCAAGACUUCACUUAUUAUUUAUGAAAUCCUUGCUACACCCCCAUCUACUUCUUGGAACCAAGACUGAAAGAGGCCCAGGAUGCCCAAUCUCCAAAGACCAAAUGGGCACAAUGAAGACUUUAGCCCUGUGCAGGUGACUCCAUGCCCAAUGCCCACCAGGUUUGGUGGUCCCUGGCCUUGCCUAUGAGAGAGUCACUUUUAAACAUCUUCCAUAUUCCCUGACUCUUGAACUUAACUUUCAAGUAGCAGUAGUACAUGUGGGCAUUCCCCUUACCCUUUUCCCAAACCUGGAUCCACAGGAGAGACCAUACUGGGGGCUACACCACGUCUGCCAACAGAUGCCCCAGCAGCCUUCCCUGGGAGGUUUGGAACUCGUGCUACCCAGGACAGGGACAGUGAGUGUGACCCUGGAAGUCCCCACCAUCUUGCUCCUCUGCCUCUCCCACUCCCCUGGGAACUCUGGAAGUCUCAGGGACAAGUAAGGAUAAGCCUCUGGUCCCCUCUCUAUGGCCUGAGCUGGCCUCGGUUCUCUGGGUUAGUCAUUGUAGAGUCCAAGUGAAGUUUGGACAACUGGCCUGGCAUCUCCCAUCCUUUUUGCCCCUACCCAUGGGAAACCCCCUUCUGUGUCUGGCUACCUGAAGCAUCCCCUCUCUGUACAUCAGCCUUCAGCCAAAGGGCAUACGUCGGUCCCUUUCUCCUUACUCUGUCUUGCCCAUCCUGUGCUCCUGUCCUGUCUUCCUUGUUUUCCGUUCACUUUUUUAUACUCUGACAAAAAAAUAAGAAAUAAAUCUGGUU